AAAAGGCACCGCCCAGUCGACCGUUGGACUCAUUUUCGAUUGAUUGAAAUAUCGCAAACCCUCUCUUCCUUCUCUCUUAGUUUACGAAGCAUCUUCAUUCGCAUCCAUAACCUGCUGUCAGAAUUCCUGUUUAUAAACACUACAACUCCAAUGGCGGUCCAAGCUGAUCUGAUUCAAAAUCAAAACAACCUUCAUUAUGAUGGAACUCUGCUCGGCGGAAAGAUUAGCAUCUCUAAGGCAGAAAAGAAUAUUGGUAUAUCAAGAUCAAAGAACUCGAAGGCUCUUCAUACAUCUAAGCAUUCAAAUGUUAGUGUUAGAAAAAUCUUGGGUGAUCUAACAAACUCUGAGAAACCACGGUCACAUCAGGCAUCUAAGAGAGCUCAAGAAUGUAAGAAGAUGGACUCUAUUAUCAUGGAUGAUCAACUUCAGUUAAAAUCACAAGUUCCUUCUAGUGAAAAGGAGGGUAUUGGAGGAUCUUCUAAAUCUGUAUCUUGCAUGGAAUCAAAAGCUGUUCCGAAACCUUCUGAAAAAUUGCAAACAGGGGGCAGGAAGGCGCUGGGUGAUGUCACAAAUUCACAAAUUCCCAGCUCUAUGGAACAUGAAGGUUUCAUGCAUAAUCACGGGGAUUGCAUCAAAGCAAGGAAGAGGUCAGAAAUGAUGAAUAUGAAUUACUUUCUGGAGACAAUUGGACAAGAUAAAUCUAUUAAGCUGGUUUCUCCUCCCCCUCUGUUUUCUUUCUCGAAGUCAUAUGAGUAUGACGAUGAUGAUCUGUCCCACUUGAAGGAAUGGAAAGAGAUACCCAAAAGUCCUCUAUCACGACCUAAAUCUACAAACUAUUUUCCCGAUUUCAUGGAUUUCGAGGAAGAUGAUGAAUUUUUGGAUUUAGAUUGGAGGGUGGCGUCUCCUGAUUUCAAAUUGAAGGGUUCUCCUUAAGAAUUGUAGCAUUGAUUGACAAAAACUCUCUUGGUGGCAAAUAGUAGCUCUACUUUUCCCCUUCAUGGGUUGCUUUGUUUUGUCAAGUCAAUCAACUGAUUGCUGGCCUCAUUAUGUAAUGAAUCUGUAAUAUGAGAAUCUGACUCUCUCUUUCACUUGUUUUUGUUGAAAUUGUAUGAAAACUGC
This is a messenger RNA of Impatiens glandulifera, 1119 nucleotides long. RefSeq lists its product as uncharacterized. The transcript has 5 exons. The coding region runs from base 151 to 933 and encodes 260 amino acids. Gene Ontology annotation, biological process: regulation of mitotic cell cycle. NCBI's taxonomy places the organism in Eukaryota, Viridiplantae, Streptophyta, Magnoliopsida, Ericales, Balsaminaceae. The record is from RefSeq and is a predicted model, not a curated record.